UGGACUUCGAAAGUGUGCAAAGUUACGUGUAUACCAUCGAACAAACAUGGAAAUCUUUCAAAUUGCAGUCGUCGUUGUGGCAGCUGGUGUACUUCUAUACUUUGUUAGACAGUACUUUAAUGGUGGUGUCUUUAAUAGUAGCAAACGACUUGAUGGUAAAACAGUUAUCAUUACUGGAGCCAAUACAGGAAUCGGCAAGGAGACAGCCGUGGAUUUGGCCCAACGGGGAGCUCGCGUGAUCAUCGCAUGCAGAGAUGUACAUCGUGCAAAUCUUGCUUUAAAGGAUAUCCAAGAUCGCUCUGGCAGUAAACAAGUAUAUUUCGAGCAGCUUGACCUUGCCUCUUUCAAGUCUAUCCGUGAUUUUGUGGAAAGAAUUAAGAAAAAUGAACCAAAAUUGCAUAUUUUGAUCAACAACGCUGCCACCGCGUAUUCUCCUUUCAAGACAGAAGAUGGUUUUCAAAUGGAGUUUGGUGUGAAUCAUCUUGGACCCUUCCUACUGACAAACUUGCUUCUUGACCUACUGAAGAAAUCAGCCCCCAGCCGUGUUGUAAACUUAUCGUCCUCUGCACACACUUAUUCCAAAGAAUUCAGAUUCGAGGAUAUCAACAAUGAGAAGACCUACAAACCCAUGAAUGCUUACUCACAAAGUAAACUUGCCAACAUAUUAUUUACAAGGGAGCUAGCCAAACGCCUGGAAGGAACAAGUGUUACAACAUACGCAGUCCAUCCUGGCAUAGUUACUACUGAGUUAGGUAGACGUUUGCCAUUGUGGCAGAGAAUAAUAAUGAAAUCUGUUGCAUGGCUUGUUGCAAAAAAUCCUAAACAAGGAGCUCAGACUACACUAUACUGUGCAGUAUCUGAGGAGCUUGAGGGAGUGAGUGGCAAGUAUUAUUCUGAUUGUGCUGAGAAGCAACCAUCUGACUAUGUCAAAGAUGAUCAUGCUGCCAAGAAGUUAUGGGAUGCAAGUGUUGAAUUUGUUGGGUUGUAAUUUGAUUAAAGCAGUCCUUAGUGCUAAUUGUCCUAAAUGUCACUUUCAAAGUCACGCUAGUCGAUCUGUCACCACAUUGGUACAUCUUUAGUGGCUUGAUCGGUUUUUGUAUUUGUUGUAUUACGCCGUAUGAUUUGCUUACACAUUAGACAUAUGAACGUUACAAUAUUCUCAAACAUUACUCAUCUAUGAAAUGAUUUUAAGUGAUUCUUCAAUUAUUCAUAUAACCAGUCAUGCAAAUUGUUAAUACACAAUAGUGUCAAUAGUCGAUGAGUACCGAACUAGAAAUAGCUGUAUACCGUAAAAACUAUUAGUAGAAGCUUGCCUGUAUAUAAAUGUAGUUCAGAUGUGUGCUACAGAGAGUAAUUUUACAAUAAAGUAUUGAAAGACUCAAAUAUUGAGUUUUAUCCUUA
Molecule: messenger RNA, 1401 nt
Organism: Exaiptasia diaphana
Lineage: Eukaryota; Metazoa; Cnidaria; Anthozoa; Actiniaria; Aiptasiidae
Product: retinol dehydrogenase 12
Exons: 2
Coding region: 47-988 (313 amino acids)
Source: RefSeq, a predicted model, not a curated record